Dermatophagoides farinae (American house dust mite) is the source of this 867-nucleotide messenger RNA. Its product is annotated as troponin C. Gene Ontology annotation, molecular function: calcium ion binding. The record is from RefSeq and is a predicted model, not a curated record. NCBI's taxonomy places the organism in Eukaryota, Metazoa, Arthropoda, Arachnida, Sarcoptiformes, Pyroglyphidae. Gene Ontology annotation, cellular component: myosin II complex.
AUUUUGUUUUGUUUGAUUUAGUUUGUUCGUUUUUUUUCUUGUUCAUUCAUUUCACACAUCAUUCAAUUCAGAUAUUCAGAUUCGAAUCCUUUAAUUUGCCUGUUUAGUUCAUAACCAAAAGAAUUGUUUCUCUUGCAACAACAACAACAACAAAAAAGGAAUCCAAUAGCAAUCCAAAAUGUCUGUGGAAGAAUUGACCAAAGAACAAGUGCAAAUGUUGCGCAAAGCAUUCGAUAUGUUUGAUCGUGAGAAAAAAGGCCAUAUCCACACAAAUAUGGUAUCAACAAUUCUAAGAACAUUAGGUCAAACAUUCGAAGAGAAAGACUUACAACAAUUGAUCACGGAGAUUGAUGCAGAUGGUAGUGGUGAAUUAGAAUUCGAUGAAUUCUUAACAUUGACGGCUAGAUUCUUGGUAGAAGAGGAUGCAGAAGCAAUGCAAGAAGAAUUACGUGAAGCUUUCCGUAUGUAUGAUAAAGAAGGUAAUGGUUAUAUACCAACAAGUGCAUUACGUGAAAUUUUACGUGCACUUGAUGAUAAACUUACCAAUGAUGAAUUGGAUGAAAUGAUUGCCGAAAUUGAUACCGAUGGUUCUGGUACUGUUGAUUUUGAUGAAUUCAUGGAAAUGAUGACUGGUGAUUAAAAAACAAAAAUAAAAAUAAACGGCGAACACACACUCACAUGAUAAUAAUGGUAACGAACCACAUCCAAUUAUACAACAAAUCAAAAUCAAAUCGAUCGAUCGAUGAACACAUGUGCUUAUUAUUAUUCAAAAUUGGAGAUAAAAGGGCAAACAGUGGAUGAUGAUGAAAAUUAUUGAUUAUUGAUUAUUAAUUUAAUAAUUUUAAUUAUUAAUAAUAAAAAAAACCA